CAAUCCCCUCGGCACCCGUCGUGGGGAAGGCGCGUACGGUUUUCCAUUACCCGCCCUGAACCGCUCUCGUCCCUCCUGCUCCGGUAUAUGUCAUUUUGCCAGCGCAGGUUACGUUACGCAACCAGCUCGUCAUGCAAAAUAGAAACACGUGUCAAUAGGCGGUGCUGAAAAACGCAGGUUUACUGAACAACAAAGACCGGCUGGCGCCGCAGAGGAGGAAAAACAGCUGUGUCGCAGAGAGGACAAUGAUACGAAGAUGAUCAGCGCCGAUGGCUUCUCAAAAUGCGAGGCGACUCUGCAAGAGAGAGGCAGGAGGAGGCCACCCGCAGAGAUGCUCCAUCUGCUGUCAGCUGUCAUUGUUUGGCUGGUGACGGGCACCACUAUCUCCAGCCUCAACAAAUGGAUAUUUGCCGUUUACAACUUCAGGUACCCUCUGCUACUGUCAGCGCUGCACAUGCUGACAGCCAUAGUGGUGGACUAUGGCCUGAUCAAACUGCGGGUGAUCCGCCACAGAGGGGCUGGAGAGCAGGACCUGACCCCCAGUGCGAAAUGUAAGGUGUUCCUGUUGAGUCUGACAUUUUGUGCCAGUAUCGCCUUUGGAAACAUGGGUCUGAACUAUGUCCAGCUGUCAUUUGCACAAAUGAUCUAUACCACCACGCCGCUUUUUACUCUGGCCAUCUCCACGCUGAUCCUGGGCAAGCAGCAUCACAUCCUCAAAUACACAGCCAUGAUGCCAAUCUGCCUGGGAGCCUCCUUCAGCAUCAUGGGGGAGGUCCAGUUCGAUCAGACCGGCUGCUUCUUUGUUUUUGCAGCGACCAUGUUGAGGGGUGUCAAGUCCAUCCAGCAGAGCAUCUUACUACAGGAGGAGAAAAUCAACUCUGUGUUCCUGCUCUACCUGAUGUCCAUUCCUAGCUUCUGCAUCUUGGCUGUGGCAGCGCUGGCCUUAGAGAACUGGGCUAUGCUGGAGUCGCCGCUGCAUUACGACCGCCACCUGUGGGUCUUUAUCUUGCUCAGCUGCCUGGGCUCAGUCAUGUACAACUUGGCCAGCUGCUGCGUAAUCACGCUCACCUCGGCCGUUACUCUGCAUAUCCUGGGCAAUCUGAGCGUGGUGGGAAACCUGCUGUUGUCCCAGCUGCUUUUCGGCAGCGAACUGUCCGCCCUCAGCUGCGCCGGUGCAGUGCUGACAUUGUCUGGCAUGCUCAUCUAUCAGAACUCAGAGUUCAUCAUCAGCUACCUGGACGCACGCAGGGCCAAAGCUAAAGGGCCCGGACAGGUGGAUUUUCACACUGGAUGCGGAGAGGACUUGGACAAAGCUGGUACAUCUGAACCAAAAUAUCAUCAACAGAGAACGGAUGGAAAACAGGAAGACAAGAUAGACUGAAAUGAAAGGAGGAUAAGUAGAGAAUAAAAUGUUGAAAGGAAAAAAUGCUAAAAACCCUGGCUGUAGUUCUCUACCCUUUGUGUCAUUAAGUGGUCAAGAGCAGCAGAGGAAGUGUGACCUUAUAAGGCCAUCAUCACUGACGAUGUGACAGAUCCUUUUUUUCUUUUUUAAAUUCCUCAGUGUGCCAGUUUAUUUCUCCUCUGGUCACACAGAACUAGAGUCUUCAGAGAGGAAAAGGUUGCCUUUAUUUUUUCUCAGUGAUGGUUAAAAACUCUCCUUCAUCUGUACAUAGCCUAUAUUGGUAUAUGCAUGCAUGAGCACACUAAACUAAUACCUCAUGAGGUAUUCACACUGUCACUCAUACUACUCCACUGUGAAAAUGUUCUCAUUGAUAGAGAGCUCUGAUCGAUAUUUUGGGUGGCUGUCGUGGACAUUGUCGGCUGCAAAGGGGGGCGAGGCUCAUCGAGCACGCUUUCCCUAAAAUUUGAAUGGGCACAAUAUGUAUUAAAAUAUAUAUUAAUGGUACUGUUACCUGACAUUCACUUGGCCCUGUCAUGGUAAGGGCCUGGGUUGGCAGCUUUUUUUUUUUUGUGUGUAUGUGAAGCGUCCCGCUUGAUAAAUAAGGGCACUGCCGUUAUUGCCGUAGGGCUAAAGAAAACCCUUUGUUUAGAGGCAAAAGUUACAACGAUGGUGAAGCCAACAUUUCUGUGUAAUGAGACGCCUCUUUUCCUCUUCUGAAGCACAUUUUUAAUAAGAAGCCUGAGCUCUGUGUUUUGUCCUCCCCUAUGAACCUUGAUGUGGCUUCCCACUUAAAGCCUAGCUACCAGUUUGAGAGGACGCUCUCUCUGUAGAAUUAGUCCAAUUAUUUCCAUCUUUUCCAACAGAACGCUCGCUGCAGAGUACCUCGAUAAUUAGGUUCUGGAUUUCUCUAAGGAGUGUCACUCAGCUUUAGCUGUCUUUUCCCUGUGGAAGAUGAGGAAAAAGAAGACUGAGCUGUCCUUUAAGGUUGCUUCUUAAAUCCCAACCAAUGUCAUCUGUUGGGUUUAAUUUUGCCCUUUUUGUGGGUGACAUUUUAAUAAAGUUGGAUAACUAGCACAUCUUAAAAAACUGACUUCUGCUGGAAAGUGUCGUUUUCUCUCAGUAUUUCUCAGUAUAGUUUUAUUUUGUGACAGAACAUAUUUAAUCCCCCUUUAUUUAUUUGGAAUAGAAUAUUUAUUUUUGAAUGGCCAUAUCAAUCAUUGGCUUAGUAGUGUUGUAGAUUUUGACCCUCAAGUGUCUUGCACAUGCAUACAUGUAAGAUUCGAUGGCACUAGUCUGUCCGGUCCCUCUCUCUUUAGAGAAGAGUCAGGUCUUGUAAGCAGAGGACUGCAUGCCGUGGCUCCUCCGGAAAAUAUCUUAAAUGAUUGGGUACGUCUGUGACACUCCCUCCUACAUGUAUGGUAUGCCAAAUCUUUACUUUGGAAGUUUAUUUUUUGCCACAUGAUGUUGUAAUACUGGUUCUGUCAGUGACCAGACAUCAUCAUCACUCACGUACAGUUUGAGCUCUCACACAUCGACACAACAACAAAGCCAUACAUCAAGUUUUGUUUUGUUUUUUUAUGACACCUGCCAUAUCUUAAGUUUUUGCCAUAAAAGUAACUGCAGGCAGGAUUGUAUAUUUAAAAGAUUUUACUUAUCACAGAUUUGAUAUUUCAAGGGAUUCAUAAAAUUGCAUUACCCUUUGCAUAAUUUUCAUAUUGAGAAUUAAUAUAUGAACCUGCAAGAAAGAUAUGAAAUGGUUUUAUUUUGCAGUUUGAUAAUUGGCUUUGUUGGUUUAACAUAAAACAGCAGAUCAUUUCACUGGUUUUAUGUGAUUGAAUACCUCAACUAUUAAAGAGGACUUAUUAUGCCCCCGUGUUCAUUGAUUAUUAAUCAUUGGACUGAGGUCAAACAGCUAUUCAACAACCACAGUACAACUACAGCAUGUGAACGAUGGAUUUUAUCGUUUCGAGUAAUCUGAUCACAGAUGUCCACAUUUUUGAACCACAAAUUUUCAAUUCAUAUUAUCAUGUUGACCGACGGUCAGAGCCGCCUCAGCGGACAUUUUUUUUUUUUAGUUUUAUAUCUCAAUUAAACUCCCACAGUCUUGUCAGUUUGGCGGGUUUGGCUGCUUGUUCUCAUGGAUAUCAUGUUGAGUAGAUUAUGAGUGUGGGGCAAAGCAACAGUUGCACUGACAGGGUACAAAGACGCUGUCUUCAAAGCCUUCGGUUCCUGUGUACAUACUGGUUUUGACUGUUUGCAAAGCUAGUCGGAUGUAAAUAGCUAUUUUAUUAUAUUUAUGUAUUUUAUAGUUAUAUAUGGCUGGUUUAAACUAUACUGGUUUAAGAAUAAAAUGUUUGCCUCAUGCCUUAUUUGGACAAAGUGUAGAAGAGAAAGGAAUGAUUUGAUUCGUCAUUUUUGUCAAAUUGUUUGGUAAUACUUUGAAUGCCGACAGUAGCCAUGUAGGUGCUUCUGUUUAGAGGCAAAGCAAUGGACAAUUCAUAUACACAUGAUCUACAAUUGCCUGGAUAAAAAUAAACUGUCUUGUACAAUAAACAAUAACAA
Messenger RNA from Xiphias gladius (swordfish), 3964 nucleotides. It is a transcript of the gene slc35e4, whose product is annotated as solute carrier family 35 member E4. Gene Ontology annotation, cellular component: Golgi apparatus. The coding region runs from base 257 to 1381 and encodes 374 amino acids. The record is from RefSeq and is a predicted model, not a curated record. Gene Ontology annotation, molecular function: antiporter activity. The transcript has 3 exons. NCBI's taxonomy places the organism in Eukaryota, Metazoa, Chordata, Actinopteri, Istiophoriformes, Xiphiidae.